Molecule: messenger RNA, 1941 nt
Organism: Ochlerotatus camptorhynchus
Lineage: Eukaryota; Metazoa; Arthropoda; Insecta; Diptera; Culicidae
Product: palmitoyltransferase ZDHHC6-like
Exons: 5
Coding region: 452-1717 (421 amino acids)
Biological process (GO): protein palmitoylation
Cellular component (GO): Golgi apparatus
Molecular function (GO): palmitoyltransferase activity
Source: RefSeq, a predicted model, not a curated record
AGGUAGGAAGGUAGGUAGGUACCUACAAGUUCAUUUCAUUGCGUGACCAUUCAUUCAGUAGCCGCUGCCGUAGGCGUUGGGAUACCGAAAGUGGCAUAAAUUACAUCAACCGGAUUGGUCUUUCCCUUUCCCUUGAGAACUGAUACAUUUUCCGAUAGUCUUCACGGUGUAGGCAGUGUGUCGUUUUCGCAGUAAUGUGAUUAAUCCGAACUUUCAUCGAUUUGUACCGCCGCAAACUCUCCAUUCGGGUUGUGUGACUUCUGCCGAAUGCCAUCUAUCAAACUGUGAUUGGUUUUGUUUGUUUUUCGUCGCAUUUGCGUGAGUCAUAUUCGGUGCAACGAGGGCACUGCUCGCCGUAGGUAAAUAAAAUCCACACCGCUCUGUUGCUUCGAAUACGAAGAAGAAGCAAAGACAGUCACACGGCAAAAUUGUCAACAGCCAACCUGCAACGAUGACGAGCGGAAUUUCGGCCGUAUUCUGGCGAUUCUUUCACUGGGGACCGCUGACGGCGAUAACCAUCAUCAAAUCGAUCACCUUCAUGACCCUGUACAUGAAUGCCAUGUGGUGGCCACCGAACCGAACCUUCGGUGGUUUCGUCAACCAAGCCGUCUUCCUCAUCCUGUCCGCUAGUACCGGGUUCAACUUCGUGAUGGCAUCCCUUACCGGGCCCAAGUUCCUGCCGCUGCGGUGGCGCCCGAAGAAUCCGGAAGAAGAACAGUUCCUCCAGUACUGCACUGGGUGCGAGGGCUUCAAGGCACCCCGAUCGCACCACUGCCGGAAGUGCGAUCGCUGUGUGAUCAAGAUGGAUCAUCACUGCCCGUGGAUCAACCAUUGCGUCGGUUGGGGCAACCAUGCGUACUUCACGUGCUUCCUGGCGUUCGCCGUGGUGGGAUGUAUCCACGCGACGGUCAUUCUGUGUGCGGCGUUAUACGCUGGACUGCACCGGGAUUGGUACGUGUACUACGGGCAGUAUUCGAAGGCGACUGUGUACUUGGGACUGUGGAGCCUAAUCCUGGGGGUGUUCAACGUGGGCCUGGCAAUCGGAGUGAUCAUAGCGGUCGGGAUGCUGCUGUUCUUCCAGGUACGGGCGAUUGUGAACAAUAGAACCGGAAUCGAGGAUUGGAUUCUGGAGAAGGCACGGCAUUUGCGGGAAGGGACUGAGGAUCACUUUCAGUAUCCGUACGAUUUGGGCAAGUGGAGAAACAUUAAACAGGUCGCCAGCUGGACGUGUUCACCGAUUGGCAAUGGCACAGAGUGGGCGAUCGCGGAAGGUUGCGAUCAAUUUACGUUGACGCGUGAACAACUACUGCAGAAAUCGGCGAAACGGGCCAGGACGCGUACCUACACCAUUCUACGACCGGUUUCUGGCAGUUGGGUUCCACUGUGGUCUCAGGGAUGCAGAGUAUGUCUUAGUCCACCGUUGACGGAUGAGUCGCGAAUCAAGCUUGAAGUUGGGGACAAAGUUCGAGUGACACGAUGGCGGAAACACUGGCUGUUCGGAGAGAAGAUUUUCGAGGAGUUGGAGCAACCGAAAAACGAAACCAAGAAGGACAAGAAGAGGAAGCAACAACAACAACAGUCUGAACCAUUACCGGAAACGCACAAGCCACCCCGGAUACGGGGUUGGUUCCCGCGGCAAUGUGCCGUCGAACUAGUCGAAGAUGAAGACGACGCCGAGCAGCAACAGCACUUUACCGAGAAGAAGAAGAACAAGUAAAUUAUAGCUAUUGACAUUAGGGCUUUUAGCAUACUUUUACGUGUCAUUUGACUUGCUGGUCCGUGGUGGGAGAAGGACGAACAUUUUUAAUUAAAAAAAAAAAGUAUUUUUGGUGUAGCAAUUAGAUGCGAAGCUCUUGCUGCUGUUAUUAUUUUACGAUAACAGAAAUAAAUGUGUAGCUACUGUUUUAAUGGCUUGAAACUUUAUUUGCUUGCAUAUUGUAA